AGUUCCUCUCAACCUUUUGGCUUCGCACCCAAGAUACACUCUUUACUAUCUAUUAUCAAUCUCUUUUACGAACACGGCACCUAUUCGCAUUCGCGCACAUUGGCGUCAUAGUGGACAGUCCUAGAUGUUGCGUUUUUGUGAUGUACAAAUAACACAGGCUUGUCCUGAUUGCCGCGUCUCCGGACAUGGUUGAGGAUUUGUGAUUUAUAUAUCGCACUAGACGCAGGAGCAAAACGAAAACUUCGUUACUUGCGCGACAACUACUUCGUAAUUUCUCGACAGUCUUUCGCUUUCCUGAGAGGGUGGCUUUACUCUCGAUCUCGUCUCGCCAAGCAAAAAGAUAGUGGAACCAGAAAACAUCGAUCCGAACUCGAAAAACGGUCUCGUAAUUAUGCUAUGAUUUUUAUUUAUGCCUUUAGUUUUCGCAGCCAUUCCUCAGGAUGAUGUUAUACUACUUUCAGGAGCAAAAAUGGGUAUGCAAAUAGGCAAGACGAACAAAAAAGCGCAAGCCGUUAUCAACCACCUCACAGUGUUUGUCUUGGAGAUGUUAUAUUCUGUUUGAAGCUAGUGCGAUGAAUAGCGAUUUUUUUGGGUUUUGCUUACUUCUGUGGAAAAACUGUACAUAGUCAUACAUUGUGGCACAGGGAGCAGCAAUGAUGUAGCGUUUUUUCUCUCAGUUGCCACUUUGAUGACCGUGUUUGACUCGUGACCUGGUCGUUGGGAUAUUCCCGGGUCCGCCUGCUACUCCCUGUAAGUAAAUUGGAAGAUUUAAAAAUGUUGUAAAGAUAACGAGUCUUCUUGUUGUAUUUGUAGACGAGCACUCGUGCUGGCACGGUCACGGUAAAGGACAUGACUAUGAACAAGAAGCAGGAGCCGCCUGCUCAUCUUCAUCAUCGACCUAUUCAAGGUGCUUCCAGAAGACCCUCCGGCAUCCUUGUCAUUGUCAUCGUUUGAUCUUCACAUUUUGACUUUACUGCGACCUCCCCAUGGUCAACGCACCUGUUUCGCUCGUCGACACGGCGAUCGGCUGACAUCGCGGAGAACAACUGGAAACAAGGUUUAUUCACUCCGAAGUUUGCUAAUAUUGUCGAGCGGCAGUUCUUCACCACAAUAAGUUCCUGCUCUUUUUGCAGUUGUAUCAGCAGAAGCAGGGUGGACACAGCACAACUCUGUUCGAAACCAGCUGUACGCGGCAGCUCAUACCAGGAAAACAAGACGUGCUUUGCCUGAGGUUGGCACGUCGAAAUGUGGCGGAACAAGGAGGAUAGCGAGUCGGACUGUGCCAGCGACGGUGGCAGCUAUGUGUAUGAGUCCGGGGAUUCAGACGAUGACGCGAUGGGACAGCCGCCGAGGUCGUCCGGCGUCGCCCCAGCUUCCUCGUCCACUGGCGGCACUACCGGAAAGGCUUCGGCCGCGGUGCUGCAGCUCAACAAGGCUUCGGGAAGUGGGGCGCCGACGAGCAGCUCGGCGAACAUUACUAGCGCGUCAAAAACAGGAAAGCGGGUGGUCGGAGAGCAGGGCAACGAUGUAAUUUUUUCGCCGAACAAGCGGUCUCUCGACGGGGAGAGCGACGUUGAGAUGACACAGGAUACCGAUGACGAAGCAAGCAGCUACCAGCAUCCGAAAAAACGGCGGGCCGCGUUUCGCUCCCUCGCUUUUCCAGUAGAGGUAGAGGAGGAAAUGGCGGCAUCGGUAGAUCAGGUAGCACUGACCGAAUUUUUUCAUAAAGAACCUUCGUGUUGUAAGUACUUAUUUUCAUGUCUGGUGUAGAAGUACCUCUCCUGGUCGUAGACUUCGCUGAAUUUUUGACUAUAGUACAGCACGGACGAGAUUUUGUUGAAUUACCCUUCAUUUUUGUUCGAUUCGUGGAUCGUCCCCACGUUGUCGACCUAUCGUUCUCACUGUCUUCGCUUUUCUAGGUGUGUGAGCUGACCGCCCUGGAGGGUGCAGACGCGAAGCUCGUGUUGAAAGAGUACAAGUGGGACGUGCAGCAGCUCACGGAGGCCUGGUUCGCGAACCCGGAAAAAAUUUGCCAGAAGGUGGGUCUUUCAGUACCGGCACUGGGAAUUUCGGCCCUGCCAAGGACCAGCGAUCUGCCGCGGGGUGGAGCCGCGUCGUCCUCUUCCUCGGCCUCCUCGUCCAGCAGCGCCGCGGGUGGCGAGCUGCAUUGUUCGGUGUGCUAUGAGUCAUUCCCGGCCUCGUCGCGCAUCUACGGGCUCCAGGACUUGCCGGACAUGAUUCUCAAGACGCCACGGCCUGCGAACAUGCUUCCGGAGACAGUAACCGCGCGGGCGGCGGACACGUCUACGGUUGCGCCCACGGAGACGCUUUUACCGCCGCUGGUGGAGCAGGACCCCGACACGGUCCUCCGGGCUGGCGGGGAACUACGAGGAAUAAACACCGGGACGACCAGCGGCGCGGGGAGUAGUAGUUCCUUGGCGGUGCAAAGCUUGGCGAAUCGGACCACGGCGUUGUCUCUGGAACAAGAUUCACUGUUCGCGCUGCCCUGCGGACACAACUUCUGCACUUCCUGCUGGCGGCAGCACUUAGAGUGCGCGGUGGGCGACGGGGCAAGCUAUCUCACGGUUCGCUGUAUGGAGCCCAAGUGCCCGGAACGUGUCCGCUGGAACAUGAUACCUGCUCUGGCUCCAAGUGUCGAGACCAAAGCAGCGGAAUUCGAGGCGAAAGAGUACUUAGCACUGCUGCAACCAGAUCUUUACCGUUUCGUUUCUGCCGACUUUUGAAUGCAAUGCCCCAAAAAGUAGAAGUUGUUCUUAUUGGCCAUAAGUAACUGCAGUACACAGGAGACCGAGCAGUGCUUUCUCGCGUCAUGAAUCUAUAGAAAUGAAACGGCUAGAAGUUGGUUCCGUGGAUCGUGAUUGAGAUCAUGAUGCACAGAUUUUCAUCGUUCGAAAAGGUAUCAAGAAAAAAAUAUUGCAGCUUCGUGGACAUGCAGCAGCGUUGCAAGUGGUGUCCCAGCCCAGACUGCGCUAACUGCAUCUUGGUAAACGAACCCUGCCGCACGAUGGAAAACGCGCGAGACAUGGCAUGGUUAAAGUCUUCGAAGCGGCCCGCCGCAGAGACCACCAGCGCACAAAAGACAAACGACGACGAUGCGGGAGAGGAGGAUGGGGGCCAAAACCAGCGGAAGAAACGCGGGAAGACCGGCGCCAAUGCUGGUCGAGCAACCGGGCAGCCAGCUGCCAUGGCGCCACAGCGUGACGGAGUGUUGCCCGCCGUAGCACCACCAGGGUUCGGCCUCGACGGCGGUGGCGCCGGCCCGCGCCCCGUAGCGGAGAGGCUAGCGGCUGCCCAGGCUUGGUACAACGAGGCAGCUGCAGGAGUGCGACGACGCAUGAGAGUAUUGUUUACUGUGGCAUCGUUGCUGUAUUGAUGUUUUUUACAACUUGUAGCGACGAAACACAAGAAAAGAAAUAUAGAAGAAGCAGCUUUAAGAUUCUACGGCCUAAAUCCAUCGCAAUGUCGCCUGGUGGCGCCGGUCUCUUAGGAGUAGAAAAAUUAGUUGUCGAGCACGAAGAAGCGGAAUGUGUGUGAGAUGAGGGCAGACUCUAUUCGCCGACAGGACUAGAAGUUGAUAUGACACCUGGCAGCUUCUUCCAAACUAAUAGGUGGUGCGCAAUGCGGAGCCCGAGCCCCCUGCUCCCCCACCCGACAUCCGGGAAGACGCCUUGCUCGCGAAUUUCAACGCCACCGCCGGGACCAGCAGUAGUUCGGGUGCCACAUCAUCCGCCGCACCGGGAAGAGACUCGAUGUUCCCCGCGUCAGCGCAACCGCUGCAGUGCCGCGAAGUGGAGUGCGAAUCGUGCGAGUACAAGUGGUGUUUCACCUGCAACCACGAGGCGCACGCUGGUGUUUACUGCCACGUUGUCGCUAAAUGGCUCGAAAAGAAUCAAGAUGAAGCACAGAAUGUGACCUGGAUCUUGGCGAACACCAAAUCCUGCCCAAAGUGCAAAAACCCAAUCGAGAAAAACCAAGGUACAACCACAUGGAUCUGUUUUUUUUUAUGUCGGCCACACGUAGCAGGAGCGUCUUCUUUCGCGCAUGUCGUGCCUAUAGGAAGUGACACUUUUCAACCGGAACUGGAGCAUAAAGGAAGGACGUUCACCUGGACGAAAAAGAUCUUUUUGGGACUCAUGUUGUUCCGCAGGGUACCACGAGAUGAAGCAUGCAAGUUAACUUUUACGGAGGAGUGUAGCACUUAAAAUAAUAGAAUGAAGCAUAUAAAGUUAAAGAUUAUUUCUGCCUGCGCGAUUAUGUUUUACAGGGUGCAUGCACAUCGUCUGUCGCUGUGGACACCAGUUUUGCUGGCUUUGCCUUGCGGAUGAUUACAACUACUCUCACACUCGGGAUGGACGCCCCUGCAACAAGUUCAUGCAGCCAGAUGAGGAGAAGGAGAUCAGCAAAAAAAAUCUUGCCAGGUAGGGAACAAACUUGCUUCUCGUCAAGUGAGCAUGCGGAUCUUCUUUGCAAGCUAGAAUUUUUGUCUCCCCGCUUCAGCAAGCGAUAACCGCCUGCGACCAGAUAAUUUUUGCCGUUCGGACUCCGUUUUCGUACCAUUCCAACUUGCAUCUUCUUUACAGGUAUGCACACUUCUACGAACGAUACGCUGCGCAUUCGCAAUCACAGACUAUCGCUUCCAAGAAGACUCGGGAGGAGGUGCGACGCAAAAUGGAGGAUCUACAGCGGCGGUUCGGGAAUUGGGACGAUGUCUUGUUCCUAGAGGAGGCUAUAAAACAGGUAAGAAAUACUGAAGAAAUAUCAUGAAUGCACCGAGUAGUAGAACAUCGCAUGUAGUGAUGGAUGCGCUAGAGUCCACCGUGCUGCGUACCGAUUGAUUUUGACGAGCGCAAAAUGGAAAUUAAGACUAAGUGCGUUGUGCUGCUAGGAAGAUGUUGGGGUGUGGGCACUUACUUCCGAUUAUCCACUUUACACGUUCAUCAGGUAAUUGAUUGCCGGCGCAUGCUUAUCCAAGAAAAAAAAAUGUGUAACUGUAUACUUUUUUGGCGGAGCAGCAUAGUUAUGUCUGGCAUGAGGAUGAAAGAAAACCCUGUCAUGCGCAGAUCGAUGGUACUACUUGAAGAUGCGUGUGAAUGGGUCCUGCAAGUGCAAUGCAUGAGCAGCAUGACAGACGCACCCAUCGUCCAUGUUACGCCGUUCCACGAAGUUACAGUAUAGGAAUCCCAUUUCUUGCAUAAUGCUCAAGUGGACCUAUGCAGUGGCGUAUUACCUGGGAGGCUCAAACCAGUUUUUCGAGUUCCAGCAGGGGCAGCUCGAGCAGAAGGUAGACCAGCUGCAGUCGCUGUUCGAAAGCAAUCCGUUCAUCAAGUCCGACCUGCGCGGCACUGCAGGCGUCGCCGCAAAUGCGGGAACAAGCGCGUCCGCCGCGCGCGGGGCGGGAAGGUCAUCCGCGUCCGUGGCAGCGGCUGGCGUCUCCUCUUCGGCAGGGAGCGGAGCAGCCGCCGCUUCCGCUUCUACCGCUAGUAGCUCAGGGGCCUCCCGGGACGACUUUCUGAAGUUCAAAGCCGAAUUGACCAACGUGACGAAAGUGGUUGAAAGCUUUUUCAAAAACAUCAUGCAGUACUUCGGAGAGCUGCGGCCGGAGCAGUUCACACUGUUGAACUGA
This is a messenger RNA of Amoebophrya sp. A120, 5644 nucleotides long. Lineage: Eukaryota; Dinophyceae; Syndiniales; Amoebophryaceae. The record is from the annotation of a GenBank genome assembly.